AUGACGCCUACCCCUCCGUCCACGACGUCUUCGAGUGCCGGCGCAUUCUCGCCGGAAGGCCACUUCAGGGUCAUUCGAAAACGAAAUCGCGUACCUCUGUCCUGUGGCCCUUGCAGGCAUAGAAAGCUAAAAUGCAACCGUGCGAAUCCAUGUGAGAACUGCGUCAAGCGAGGCGAUGCCUCUUCCUGUUCGUACGCCCAAGCAAGCACACGCAAGAAGAACUCUCCACAACAAGCGGCCGCGAGCUCUCCGGAUGAUAUGCAAAACCGGAUCGACCGAUUAGAAAGCUUGGUUCUGUCGUUGAUGACCAACGGAUCGCAGUCCGCGGGCCCUGCCGCCGCCAUGGCCGCAAUCUCAGGCAACAGCAGCAGUAUCAGCUCGGCCCAACCGGCGACAGAUCUAGAUGUUGAUGAUGAUGCGCAUGGUGGGCCCGAAGAAAGCGAUACCGAGCAAGUGACGAAAUCAUUUGGUAUCAUGAAAGUCGACAACAACAAUAAGUCGUACUAUGUCAGCGAGGCUCACUGGGCGGCUGUUCUCAGCGAUAUCGCCGAAGUCCGUAAUUACUUCACCACGCAUAAGAAACAAUAUGAGGAGCAAGCGGAAAAGCUGAAAACCACCAUGCCCCCGACCGACGUGUCAGGCUCGGCCCUUCUUUUUGGUACAAAUAAGGCGGCCAGUCGUGAAGAAAUCAUGUCGUCGUUCCCCUCAAAAUACACCACCGACAUCUUAAUCGCUCGUUAUUUCAGUUGUUAUGACCCUGUAACGCACAUCCUUCAUGGUCCUACAUUCCAAUCUCAGUAUAACAAACACUGGGAGGAUCCAUCGGAGACCUGUAUUGUCUGGGUUGGAAUGCUCUUUGCUAUGAUGCGACUUGCUAUGCUGUCGUAUCAUCGGGAAGGGGACGAACCUCCGGAGUUUAGAGGAAAGUCCUUGGAUAUGGCAGGCACCUUUCGAAACUUAAUGGCGCAAUGCCUGACAUUGGCCGAUUACACUAAGCCUUAUCCUUAUUUGAUCGAGUCACUGAUAUUCCAUCUUCAUGGAGACUAUUGCCAGUCGAAGGAAGCCGAUGUAUCCGUCUGGGUGCUUGUGGGUGUGAUCACGAGGUUGGCGAUGCGAAUGGGAUACCAUCGAGACUCCAAAAUGUUCCCCAACAUCACCCCUUUCCAAGGAGAGAUGCGACGACGGGUCUGGGCUUUUGUGCGUCAAGCCGAUCUAUUGUUCUCCUUCCAAGUCGGUCUACCCAGCAUGAUCCGCCCCUUGGACAGCGAUACCGAACUGCCACGCAACUUGUACGACGACGAUUUUGAUGAGGAGUGCAAAGAGCUUCCUCAAUCGCGUCCACCAAAUGAGCCUACUCCGAUCUCGUUUCUCAUUGCCAAAGCACGCCUGGCUUUAGUGUUUGGUCAGGUAGUCGAACAAUCUGCACCGCUCCAAACACACUCCUACGAAAAGGUCAUGGAGGUGGAUGCAGAACUUCGUCGAGCCAGAGACCUGGUUCCCGAGCAUCUUCUUGUUCGCCCCAUUGAGGAAUCUCAAUUAGAUCCCUUGAACAUCGUUAUGUCGCGAUAUACGGUCAUGAGCGUUUACCACAAAGCUCAAAUUGUUCUUCAUCGGCGCUACCUUGUCCGGGCACGUGAAAACCCCCGGUUCACCUAUUCGCGAAGGUCAUGUAUUGACUCGGCAAUGGAACUCCUGCGGUUCCAGUCAAUGCUUUUUGUUGAAGCCAGCCCCACAGGUCGUCUGCAAAGCAGGCAGAACCGCGUCACUGCGCUCUGUUCCACCGACUUCCUGCUCGCUGCAACCAUUGUCUCCCUUGACCUCUACCAUGGGCACCAGCUUCAAGCGGGGGGGCGAGCUUCGGGUGAUACCUACGCAUGGGGCAGAGAACGCCGGGAUGAAAUGUUAACCGCGUUGCAGCGGUGCAAAGAAAUUUGGGAUGAGCUUAGUGACGAGGCGAUGGAGGCCUGGAAGGCGUCGGGUGCACUCGGAGUCAUGCUUUCUCGGUUAAAUCUGGGAUACACCGAUGGCAAUGCGGCUGCACCGGCAUUUGAAGUGCAGGACGAGAAGCAAAAUGCCGCAAUGACCCUGGGGCUCCUUAGCAGUGGAAUGAGCCCCAUGAACCCGGGACCACCUCCAUUCAACGACGGCGGGCUCAAGAUGGAAACAUCUUUACCAACGCCAGGAGGAUUUGGAACGACUACUGACCUCACCGGGGCCCCUUCGCCUUUCAACUCAAUGUUUGGGCAGAUGCCUGACAUGCAACUCAAUCUAGACUGGAAUGCUUGGGACACUUAUAUUCAAAGCUCGACGAUAGACCUCUCGAACCAAUGGUGGCCAUCAAUGGACAUGCAACAACAGCCACCACCGCAGGCCCAGCAACACGUCCCGAACCCACUAUCUCCCACUCAACUCUCAACGCCCCAAAACCCUCCAGCAGACAGGUCCCGGCCGCUGCCAUCUUUCCCCAAUAUAUUCUCACCGGGGAAUCCCGGGUUCGAUAACAAUAACCAGAACCCAACCGGUGUAUAA
Aspergillus steynii IBT 23096 is the source of this 2529-nucleotide messenger RNA. RefSeq names its product putative C6 transcription factor. Lineage: Eukaryota; Fungi; Ascomycota; Eurotiomycetes; Eurotiales; Aspergillaceae. The record is from RefSeq and is a predicted model, not a curated record. Gene Ontology annotation, biological process: regulation of transcription by RNA polymerase II; DNA-templated transcription. Gene Ontology annotation, cellular component: nucleus. The transcript has 7 exons. Gene Ontology annotation, molecular function: DNA-binding transcription activator activity, RNA polymerase II-specific; RNA polymerase II cis-regulatory region sequence-specific DNA binding; zinc ion binding. The coding region runs from base 1 to 2529 and encodes 842 amino acids.